AUGGGUAGAAGUAAUUUUAAGUCGACAAUUACGUUACGGGCUUUGAUACCUUACCUGAUCAUUUACAGGGCUCUUGGUUUGCUACCAAUGAAAUUCACUCAGAGAUCCAAUUCUAAACUUUUCGAUUUCCAACGAUAUCGUGAAUUAUCGUGGUGGCGUAGUUUAAAUUUCACGAGAAUUUAUUCGGCUUGUGUCGUGUUGUUAGCCACGGCUUUCCUCUUCGAUAACCUGGCCUCCCUAGAAUCACAAAAGAGCAGUGAUAUAGUGGGUCUGCUGGAAAUUGCAGAUCGAUCUUCGAUUUCUCUUAACGUCUUCAUUACUUCAGUCCUUUGUUUCUGUUACUUGGGUAAAAGGUUAUCGAUUCUUGUUACAAAAAUGAUUGAAUGUGAACAACAACUGACCACUAUCGACUGUUACCUGCAGGAUCGCUUAGCUGUCUAUUGUUGGAUUGUUUUAGCUAUUGGAGGAGCAGCAACAGUUUUAAAUGAAUUAGCAGUCAAUCUGAAAUACGUUCGCUAUCCUUUCAACACAACAGUCAACGUCGAAGAUCACUCGAUUCCACUGGUCAUUUUCCGUUCGAUGAUGACUCCUUUCGCUGCAGGAUUUAUGCCGUUUGUCGACUUUUCUGUUAUUAAUUUAAGUUUAAUCUUUGCAGCUUACCAAAAACAACUACGAAGGAAAAUCGAACAUUGGGCUUUACUGGAACUCGAAGCCAAAGAGAGUCUCAGACUAACUUACUGGAAAGUGCAAGCUUUAAUAUCGGAAGCAGACGACAUUUUUUCUCCGAUUAUCUUAAUAGAAAGUCUAAGUAUUGUUGCUCACCUGACACUGCAAAUCAACAUCCUCACCGGCUCGAGGAUUGAAUCCAGUCUGUUCCUUGAACAAGACAAACGCCAUGCUUUAACAGCAACUGCAAUCACCACUGCUUACUUGAUUAUUCGUUUUGUUGCAUCCUCUCUCUUUGCCGAAAUGAUCCAUCGAGAGAAAUUCAAAAGCCAACGAAGUCUUUACGAACAAUCUGGAAAAGUCUUUGAUGUCAACGAUCUCGAACUGCUUUUGACGAAAAGAUUCGUUCAUCAGUUGACCUUGCCGUCGGGUUUCACUGGCUGUGGUUUCUUCACGCUGGGAAAAAGUUAUCUGAUAGCCAUGUGCGGUACUAUACUGACCUACGAGAUCGUUUUGAUGGACAUGGCCAAGACGGAGCAACGAGCAUCACUGGACGCUCAUUAAUUCUUUUCCCACUUAAUCAGCAGUUCUUUAGGAAAUAAUUGUUUUCAAAUUUUAUUGACUGUAU
Messenger RNA from Daphnia carinata, 1294 nucleotides. RefSeq lists its product as uncharacterized. Gene Ontology annotation, molecular function: taste receptor activity. Gene Ontology annotation, biological process: detection of chemical stimulus involved in sensory perception of taste; sensory perception of chemical stimulus. The transcript is spliced from 5 exons. The coding region runs from base 1 to 1230 and encodes 409 amino acids. NCBI's taxonomy places the organism in Eukaryota, Metazoa, Arthropoda, Branchiopoda, Diplostraca, Daphniidae. Gene Ontology annotation, cellular component: membrane. The record is from RefSeq and is a predicted model, not a curated record.